Messenger RNA from Xenopus laevis (African clawed frog), 1199 nucleotides. RefSeq names its product ficolin 1 L homeolog (gene fcn1.L). The record is from RefSeq and is a predicted model, not a curated record. The transcript is spliced from 9 exons. Gene Ontology annotation, molecular function: carbohydrate derivative binding; signaling receptor binding; antigen binding. Bases 39 to 986 code for a protein of 315 amino acids. Gene Ontology annotation, biological process: complement activation, lectin pathway. NCBI's taxonomy places the organism in Eukaryota, Metazoa, Chordata, Amphibia, Anura, Pipidae. Gene Ontology annotation, cellular component: cell surface; extracellular region.
UACCCCACAGUCUUGGUAUUUUCACUGCAUUGGGAAUCAUGACUAGGUGGGUGCAGACCUUUCUCCUCUUGGUGGCUGUUAUCCGUUCCUAUGCAGAGGAUAGCUGCCCAGAUGUGAAAGUCAUUGGAGUGGGGGCUUCAGACAAGCUGACCAUUCUGCGAGGGUGUCCCGGGAUCCAAGGAGUACCAGGUCCACAAGGGCCAGCUGGACCUGUAGGAGCUAAAGGGUUUGCAGGAGCACGUGGGAUUCCUGGGGAUAUUGGACCAACUGGCUUAAAAGGAGAGCAGGGAUAUCCUGGGGCAAGAGGGCUAAAAGGUGAAAAAGGAGAUCCCGGUGUGCCGGUUCCAGGGACUGCACAGAACUGUAAGGAAUGGCUGGAUCAGGGAGUAACGAUCAGCGGCUGGUACACUAUAUACACCCCCAAUGGGCUUACUCUCUCUGUGCUCUGUGACAUGGAAACUGAUGGAGGAGGAUGGAUAGUGUUUCAGAGAAGAGCAGAUGGGUCGGUAGAUUUUAAUCGAGACUGGAAUUCAUACAAGAGAGGGUUUGGUCGCAAAGACAGUGAAUUUUGGUUGGGGAACGAUAAUCUCCAUCUCCUCACAGCAACAGGGAAUUUCCAGCUCCGCGUGGACCUGACAGAUUUCAGUGACAAGAGCACUUACGCCUCAUACAGCAACUUCAGUAUCGCUGAGGAGUCUCAGAGUUACACCCUGAGUCUGAGGAGUUUCAUGGGAGGAGACGCAGGUGACUCCCUCUCUGGGCACAAGAACUUUUCCUUCAGCACCAAAGACAGAGACAACAAAAGCAACUGUGCCCACACGUUCAAAGGAGGCUGGUGGUAUGAAACUUGCCAUUAUUCAAACCUGAACGGACUCUACUUGCAUGGCAACCACACCAGCUAUGCCAAUGGAGUUAACUGGAGUACGGGCAGGGGGUACCAUUACUCAUACAAGGUGUCCGAAAUGAAGUUUCGUCCUCAGCCUUAAAGCCAGGAGGUGACUUGAAGACAGACAGCAGUCAUUGGGCGGUUCUUAAUCAUUACAGCUUUAAAACUUGCUGCCCCAUGCUUCUGGGACGGAACCAGGCAAAUACAGUUUAACAUAUUAACAUAGGAAGUUAGAUCGAAAAAAGACAUCCAUCCAUUAAGUUUAACCUUUUAACUCUAUUUUAACUAAUACUAAAUAAACCAAUGGAGUGUU